AUAUCCGCUGGUGAUACUGAAGGCGCUGGCAAUCGUCUAAAUGUCAGCCAACGAGAGCUACAAUGAUAGCCACCGCGCAUUCCUGCAAGCCUUCAUGGCUCGCUCAACAAUGACAUACGAGCAAGCGAAACCUGUUCUAGCUGCCAUAUUUUCUGCCAGAGACCACCAAGAUACCCUCCCCGAAGACAUCACCCAAGCCGACUUCUCAAAUUAUAUCGCCACAAUAAACACCGCCAUCUCCCCCUUCGACCUCGAAAUCCGCUCCACGCGUUACCAGACAGAGCCUACCACCCGCAUCUACGCCCUUGUCAACACUACCAGCGACCCCCUCACCCAACUAGCCACCACCUACAACGCAAACGAGAUCGCGUUCGUCAAACGCGUCUUGGACGCCAUGUUUGAUACUUACAAUACCCCGCGGCUGGAGGCGAUGGCCGUGACCUCCAUGCAGGUCGCGCAGCUGGCUAAGGUGCCUAGGGCUUCUGAAAGGAGGGAGUCCGCCGCCGCUGCUGCUGCGAAUGGUGCACCCGCUGCCGGCGCGGCGCAAUCGCUGGGGAUACGUGAGGCGGAUGAUAUGAUGAAGAAACUCGUGGAGGAAGGAUGGUUUGAGGAGAGUCGGAGGGGUUAUUUCACGCUUAGUCCCCGCGCGCUUAUGGAGUUGCGCGGGUGGCUGGUUGCGACGUAUAAUGAUGAAGAGGAUGAUAAUGGUUCGGGGGCCGGUAGGAGGACUGCUAAGAUCAAGACUUGUUUGGCUUGUAAGGAUAUUAUUACCGUGGGCCAACGAUGUUCCCAGCGCCAAUGUCCCGGCCGUCUCCACGACAUCUGCACACAAAACUUCUUCCGCCGCCAACAAGCGGAGACAUGUCCGAUCUGCAAAUCGCAAUGGACUGGAGACCACUUUGUGGGCGAGCGGGCCAUUAUCGCUGCCAAUAAACAGUCAACAGCACGGAGACGGAGCGGGCGCCCAGCCGAAGGAGCUAGCAGCUUAGGCGGUCAAGGUGGCGCUGAUGCUGGUGAGAUGGCUGAUGCUGCUGGAUGA
Molecule: messenger RNA, 1039 nt
Organism: Blastomyces dermatitidis ER-3
Lineage: Eukaryota; Fungi; Ascomycota; Eurotiomycetes; Onygenales; Ajellomycetaceae
Product: DNA repair protein Nse1
Exons: 3
Coding region: 41-1039 (332 amino acids)
Biological process (GO): double-strand break repair via homologous recombination; DNA damage tolerance
Cellular component (GO): Smc5-Smc6 complex; nucleus
Molecular function (GO): ubiquitin-protein transferase activity
Source: RefSeq, a predicted model, not a curated record